Molecule: messenger RNA, 2061 nt
Organism: Habropoda laboriosa
Lineage: Eukaryota; Metazoa; Arthropoda; Insecta; Hymenoptera; Apidae
Gene: HEX70b
Product: hexamerin-like
Exons: 7
Coding region: 1-2061 (686 amino acids)
Source: RefSeq, a predicted model, not a curated record
AUGAUCAAGAUGAUGAAGCCUGGUUUCUUAAUUUUGGCCAGCUUUUGCUUGCUGGCCCAGGCGGCGCAUUUACCCGCCGACAAGAGUUACCUCGUUAAACAGAAGAACAUCUACGAGCUGUUCUGGCACGUCGAUCAGCCAACCAUCUUCCACUCCGAGCUCAAUCAGAAGUCGCGAACCUUCGACAUCGUCGCAAAUGUCGACAACUACAAUGACAGGGAAGCCGUGAACGAGUUCGUGCAGCUUCUGAAAACUGACAUGCUGCCACGUGGUCAAGUGUUCUCCAGCAUGGACCCCCAAGUACAACGACAAACAGUUGUGCUUUUCCGCGUUCUGUACAGCGCUAAGGACUUCGAGAUGUUCUAUAACACUGCAGUUUGGGCAAGAUUCCACGUGAACGAACUGAUGUACGUGUAUGCAUUGAGCGCUGCCGUGAUCCAACGUCCUGACACCAAAUUCAUCAAGCUGCCGCCAUUGUACGAGGUGCUGCCACACUUCUUCUUCAACGAGGAAGUCAUGCAGAAAGCAUACAACAUCGCCAUGGGAGAUAACGCUGACGUUAAGAAGAACGUGGGUGGUAUCGAGUACCAUGUGAUUCCAACAAACUACAGCGGUUGGUACGUGAGCAGAGAAAACGAUCCGGAGCAGAGAAUGACUUAUUACACUGAGGACAUUGGUCUGAACUCUUUGUACUUCUUGAUCAACCACCAUAUCCCACCUUUCAUGCCCACUACGACACCCACUCUGCAAUCGCAAACUCGUGGUGAAUACUACUUCUUCAUCCACAAGCAAUUGCUGGCAAGAUACCACCUUGAAAGACUUGCUAAUGAUCUGGGCGAAGUUAAUUACGUGGACAUAGAUAGACCCAUACCGACUGGAUAUUACCCCACUAUGCACUUCCGUAACGGACUUCCAUUCCCUCAAAGAGAAACCGGCGCUCUCAUCCCACUUAGUAUGAUGAAAUAUAUUCUGAUGAUCAAGGACCACCACCAUAGAAUCUCAACCUCGAUAGAUCUCGGCUACGUAGUGGACAACACAGGCAAACACAUUAAUAUCUACAAAGAAAGAAACGGAUUGAACGUUCUUGGUAACAUUGUCCAAGGUAACGCAGACACGGUGAACAAACAAUUCUACGGACAGAUAGACCUGAACUUGAGGAAAGUGUUAGGAUUCGGUCUGGAAACGAACGUCAAAUACCAAGUUGUACCGUCCGCCCUCCAAAUCUUCUGCACCAGCAUGAGGGACCCUGUCUUCUACAGCAUGUACAAAAAUAUUCUCACCUACUACAACAGAUACAAGGAGAACCUCCCCAGAUACACCACAGAAGAGUUGUCCUUCCCUGGCGUGCGCAUCGAGUCCGUGACCGUGGAUAAACUGAUCACCUACUUCGACAACUUUGAAUCCAUGCUGAACAAUGGAGUGUCCAUUCGAAGCCACAAAGAAGCCAAGAAUAUCGUGAUCAAGUCUCGCCAAUCCCGUCUGACCCACAAGCCAUUCACUUAUCACAUCACGCUGAACAGUGACAAGACCACCAAGGCGAUGUUACGCAUCUUCUUGGGUCCAAAAUGCGACGAGUUCGGCCGUGAGCUUAACUUCGAGCAUACCUACAUCAACUACGUGCAAUUAGACGAAUGGGUAGCCGACCUGAAGACCGGAAGCAACACCAUCGACAGAAGCAGCCACGAUUCGCAAUUCGUCGUGCCAGAUGAAGUUCCCAGUGACGUGUUCUACAAGAAGAUUGUGUCAGCCAUUGAGGGUACCGAGACCAUUAAGUACUCUACACAGCCUUACGGUUUGCCUGAGAGACUUCUGCUACCAAAGGGUAAGAAGGAGGGUAUGCAGUACAAAUUAUUGGUAGUGGUCUCGCCAAUCGAAGAGUCCACCACCACAUCCAUGUACGGAGAGUCUCCCAUAUGGGGCCGUUUCACCCACGACGGACGGGCCAUGGGCUUCCCUCUGGACAGACCAGUCAAUAAUCAACAAUUUGACGUCCCUAACAUACACACCUCAGAUGUGAUGAUUUAUCACAAGGCGAUGAGAGAUUUGAACAUUCCUCUUUGA